Molecule: messenger RNA, 1647 nt
Organism: Manihot esculenta (cassava)
Lineage: Eukaryota; Viridiplantae; Streptophyta; Magnoliopsida; Malpighiales; Euphorbiaceae
Product: L-ascorbate oxidase homolog
Exons: 3
Coding region: 1-1647 (548 amino acids)
Molecular function (GO): copper ion binding; oxidoreductase activity
Source: RefSeq, a predicted model, not a curated record
AUGGGUGGGGUGAUGUUAAUUCUAUUACUAUUCCUCGCAAUUCUGGAGGUUAAAGGUGAAGAUCCUUACCUGUUUUUCACUUGGAAUGUCACAUAUGGAACCCUCUCUCCUUUGGGAAAACCACAGCAAGUGAUUCUCAUCAACGAUCAAUUUCCAGGGCCUGUCAUAAACUCCACAAGCAACAACAAUGUUGUCGUCAAUCUUUUCAAUAAUCUUGACGAGCCUUUUCUCUUGACAUGGAGCGGCAUCCAACAGAGGAAGAAUUCUUGGCAGGAGGGUGUGCUUGGAACCAACUGCCCAAUUCCCCCUGGAACUAACCACACUUAUCAUUUUCAAGUCAAGGACCAAAUUGGGAGCUUUCUUUACUACCCAAGCACAUCGAUUCACAAAGCAAAUGGUGGAUUUGGUGGCCUUCAUAUCAACAGUCGUUUGCUCAUUCCUGUCCCUUAUGAUGCUCCUGAGGAUGACUUCACUGUCAUUGUUAAUGAUUGGUACCUCAAGAGCCACAAAGAUAUCAGGAAGUCCUUGGACGCUGGAAAAACACUUGGUCAACCAGAUGGAGUUCUCAUCAAUGGCAAAAACGCUAAGGGUGAUGGCAAGGGUGAACCUCUCUUCACUAUGAAACCUGACAAGACUUACAGAUAUAGAAUCUGCAAUGCUGGGCUGAAGACAUCAAUCAACUUCAGGAUUCAAGGCCAUUCAAUGCAGCUUGUUGAAAUUGAAGGCUCUCAUGUGAUGCAGAACGACUAUGAUUCACUUGAUGUACAUGUUGGCCAGUGCUAUGCUGUACUUGUGACUGCUGACCAGCCUCCCAAGGACUAUUAUUUGGUGGCUUCCACUCGAUUCUUAGAGAAAGUCCUCACUGGUAAGGGCAUCGUUCGAUAUGCCAAUGGCCAGGGACCACCAUCACCAAAGCUCCCAGAAGCACCUGAAGGAUGGGAAUGGUCCCUAAAUCAGUUCCGUUCCUUCCGAUGGAAUCUCACAGCCAGUGCUGCCAGGCCAAACCCUCAGGGCUCUUACCAUUAUGGAUCCAUCAACAUCACCCGUACUAUCAGACUCGUUAACUCACCAGGCGAAGUAGAAGGCAAACUUCGUUAUGCCAUCAACGGUGUUUCUCACACUAAUCCAGAGACUCCACUCAAACUUGCUGAAUAUUUCGGAAUUGCAGACAAGGUCUUCAAGUACGACACCAUUCCUGACGAUCCACCUGCUAAAAUCGGUGAGAUUGUGAUAGAACCCAAUGUCCUCAACAUGACUUUCAGAAAUUUUGUAGAAAUUAUCUUUGAGAAUCAUGAGGAAGCCAUGCAAUCAUGGCAUUUAGAUGGGUAUUCGUUUUUCACAGUCGCAUUGGAGCCUGGAACAUGGGCACCUGAAAAGAGGAAGAACUACAAUCUUCUCGAUGCAGUUAGCAGGACAACAGUGCAAGUAUUUCCAAAAUCAUGGGCAGCAAUCUUCUUGACAUUUGACAACGCUGGAAUGUGGAACUUAAGAUCUGAAUUGUGGGAGAGGACUUACCUUGGACAACAGCUUUAUGCAAGUGUUCUUUCUCCAGCACGCUCACUGAGAGAUGAAUAUAAUCUGCCUGACGACCAAUUGCUAUGUGGGUUGGUGAAGGGCUUGCCGAGGCCUAAACCUUACACCAUUUGA